This is a messenger RNA of Ectocarpus sp. CCAP 1310/34, 4285 nucleotides long. The record is from the annotation of a GenBank genome assembly. NCBI's taxonomy places the organism in Eukaryota, Phaeophyceae, Ectocarpales, Ectocarpaceae.
CCUUUCCUAACCCAGCUUCGUGAAUCAGGGCGCGCAAGAGAGACUUCCGACCAUGGAAAUGCGCCGGAUCUCCGUCAAACGGCGCAUACUCUCGCUGUGCUGCACCUUGCCGUUAGACCACACAAUACUGCCUCGGACCCAUGCACCAAUGUAUGGAGUCGUUUCUUGUCCUGCUGAACAGCAGUAGCAGUAGUGUAGUCUACAUAGUAGCAGCUCCAACACGUGACGCACACCAGACUGACAUCCUGUCACCACCCAUCCGGGGAGCACGGUCGGUGCUACCUACUUCAUAGAGAGAUAGCGUCUUCGUGUCCUGAAACGACCAAAAGGGUAGCAGCCGGGUUGAUAUGGACAGCAGUCGAAAGGUUCACGACAAUGGUGUGCACGAGAUCUUCGUUCCCGGCCGGUUGUGCGUAUUAGGCGAGCACACCGACUGGGCGGCGGGCUACCGUGACCGAAAUCGCGCCGUUCCUCCUGGUUUCACCGUCGUGGCCACGACAAGGGAGGGCCUGCAUGCUAAAGUGCAAGCCAGGGCGGACGGGAGGCUCAUGUUCAAGGCCGGCUGCCCAGACGCAUCUACGGUGGGCGAGGGCGGCGGCGACGGCUCUACUGGCGGAGACGGGCAAACCGCCGCUGCUGCUGCAUCUGGGGGUGCUGUUGGUGCUGCCGAUGGGGUCUCGACCUUGGAUGUAGCCUUGACGGAGGAGGCUCUGAAGGGCGUGAUCGAGGCCAAGGGGUUUUUUAUGUACGUCGCGGGAACGGCGCUCGUCGUUUGCUCCAGGUUCGGCCUCUUCUCCCGGCCGCUCUCGUCAGCCGCUGGCGGAGAUCACAGCGCCGGCGGCGUGACGAUCGACAACUACCUGACCACCCUGCCGCUCAAGAAAGGGCUCAGCAGUAGCGCGGCCGUGUGCGUUCUGGUCGUGCGUGCGCUGUGCCUCGCGCACGGUCUAGAACUGACCGUUCAUCAGGUGAUGGAGCUGGCGCACCUGGGCGAGGCUCGCGCGGGCAGCAAGUGUGGGCGGAUGGACCAAUGCUGCGCACUUGGUACCAACCACGUGGCUGCCAUGUUCUUCGACGGGGAAGACGUGCGCAUCUACGAGGUGGCUCCGCCGGAGAACGGGAUAUAUUUGGUGGUGGCCGACCUUAAUGGCUCCAAGGACACCAUCAAGAUGCUGGCGUCCCUCAACCAGUGCUUCCCCCACGCGAAGGAUGACUCCGAGGAAAGAGUGCAUCGUUAUAUCAGGGACAACGCACAGCUGGCCUGGAGGGCGGUAACCGCGAUAGAGCAAGGCGAUGCUCAGGAGCUUGGCAGAGCCAUAACAGCGGCACAGUCUAGCUUCGACGAGGCCGCGAUACCUAUCUGCCCUUCCGAGUUCUCCAGCCCUUUGCUGCACAAGGUCAUGUCAGACCCGAGGGUCAAGUCGCUGACGUGGGGGGUCAAAGGCGUCGGUGCCCAGGGGGACGGGAGUGUUCAGAUGCUGGCAAGAGGGCGGCGGGAGCAGGAGGAGCUUACGCUAGUGCUCCGAGAAAUGGGGAUGACCGGCGUCCUACCCGUGAGGGUGAUACGACCGACGUCGACAAGCGGAGACGGAAGCGAGACUGCGGCCGGGGUGAACCAUCCAACCACCACGCCGCCGCCGCCUCUACAAACUUCGAGCCCAGUACCGCUGCGCAUGCUGCACCCGCGCAGGGUCAAGUCGGCGGUUAUCGUGGCGGCGGGACUCAGCACGCGCAUGUUCCCGGCGUCCGCCGUGGUUAAAAAAGAGCUCUUUCCAAUCGUCGACCAUGACGGGGUCUGCAAGCCGGUGAUCCUGGCCAUCAUGGAGGGGCUUGUGGAGUCGGGCAUCGAGAGGUUUGUGGUGGUUGUGCAGGAGAAGGACAUCGCGGUGUUCGACGACUUCUUCUCGAUGAAGGCCGUGGAGAAGCACAAACACAGGUUGAAGCCCGCGCAACGAGCUUACUGCGCCAGGAUAGAUGCGCUCCGCCCGAGGAUAACGUACUCCGUCCAGGAGCAGCAGGAGGGCUUCGGACACGCCGUAUUCUGUGCGCGCGACGCCAUCCUCGGGACCGAACACGCCGGCCCGGGCGUGGCAGAGGCCGCCCUCGAAAACGGAGGCCUCACCAGCGGCAGCAGCAGCAGUAGCAGCAGCGGGGAAGACCCGGAUUCGUCUUUCCUGCUGGUUUUGGGCGACCACCUGUACCGGAGAGGGGCGGGCACGACAGAGGCAUGCGCCAGCCAGCUCGUGCACGCCUUCCUGGAGCACGGGGAGGCGGGGAAGCCGGCGAUCGGGCUCAAGGUCAUGGGAGAGAGCUCGGUGUCUCCGUACGGCGUAGCGGCGGGACAUUGCGUCGGGGACCCUCCCCAGCACAUCGUGGAGCGUUGGCACCGGGCCGCGGCCGUACCAACAAGGUCGGCGGGCGGGGCGGGCGGGAACGGCGCUCCGACGACAUCGCCAUCGGCGGCAGCAGCAGCAGCAGCAGUAGCAUACACUGAAGCCCAAAGACCGCCGCUCCCGCUUGGCGGGCGCGUGUACCGUCUCACGAAGUUCGCCGAGAAGCCAACGGCGGAGUUUGCGCGCGAAAACCUUGUCACGCCGGGCCUCGGGCCUGCAGGCGGUCAAGGCGGCGAGGGGAGACACCUGGUUGUGUUCGGACAGUACAUCUUGCCAGCCCGGCGCACGUUCAACAUCUUGGCAGAGGAUAUUAGGCUAGACCGCCGGGAAAGGGGAGAGUUUCAGCUGACGUCCGUGUUGGACCGCAUGAGGGAACAAGACGGCGGCAUGCUAGGCUGCAUCAUUCACGGAGACGCGUUGGACAUGGGAAUUCCAAACCCAUACGUGAACACCAUGGGCGCAUUCGCCAAGCCGCACAGCAGCAGUGCUUGAGACUCACUCACCGCGGUUGAAUGGGGGGGGGGGGCGCUUAGGAGAAGGGAAGGAAUUUUCCUCGACGGGGGGGUCUUGCCACGGCGUAUUCAUUACAUGUGGCGGUGUUUCCGUGUUUUUGGUGUCAUACGGUGUGGUGAAUUGAGACAAACGCCUCCAGGAUGUAUGACAGUUGUAACCUUUUUAAAUAGCUAUUUUCAUCGCCCUGGGUAUUUGUUUCCCGGGCGGUCUUGCCCCUCUGUCGGAAGAGCUCCGACCCGCGGCCCAAUAUCACUUUCUUAUGCAAUGCAUGCCUUCAUUUAUUAUCGCGAGGAGGGGUCAGCAGUCCCCUACCUACGGUGCACUCGUUAACAAGCACUUUCAUUUGUGGAAGGUGCGAGAUGCAGGGAAAAGCGCAUGUUUUCAGAGAUUGUUAGUGUUCCUUCGGAGAUGAAUAGCAAUACGUCAGACAUAGUUUGUUAGUGGGAAUGCCAUGUGAUAACUAUUGUUUGCCUUGAUCUGUUCCGUUUGAGCGAAGCGAUUGCUUUUCCGGACCAGCGACGCCGACGAGGCUCCAGCUACCCAGUUGGCGUUGUCCCGCCCCAACCCCCGCCUUUCGAGUACAUUGGUAGCUCUCGGUCAAGACGGGUAUCUAUUCAGGGAUGGUUUACCUGUUCUACACGUGAAGUUGGAGGUGUUGAGCGCGAAGUGGCAUAUGCACACAAAGUAUUUGGAAUGCGGCCUAGGUAGCAGCCGCGAGGCUGUGUUUCUGUUUUUUUCUGUUUAUGGGGUUCGCGAUAGCAUUCUUUUGAUUUCACCUGUGCUUUCCAGCUUAAUACCUGGGACGUUGUAAUGUAUUGCCGGCUCUCGCUUUAUGUGUUGGAGAACCGAGGAGGGAAAAUAUGUGUGCUGCGUUGUGGCCACUGAACACAAUCGACCGCCGUGCUAGGAGCAUAGUAAGCGCUGGCAACUCCGUGAGUGCCACUAGGCUGCACGCUGUAGCUUGAAGGCAAGGUCCUCUUGGCGGGUUGUGGGCACACCGUCAGUAGGUUAUGUUGGAGAUGUCGCGUAUCCACGAAAGCGACUAAUUGUAGCGGGUAAUGCACCAUCGCGGUCUGGGAAGGAUGAGAAUCGGUGGGUUUUCGUCUGUUUAGCCUGUUUAAUCUCGGAAACUACAGUCAAACUUGGGGGUGCUAUAAAAAGAUGAGGAGAUUGCGUCAGAGAAGCGGCAGGCCAACGCGCAGGGGUGGACGCCUCAGUUGGGGCGGCUUCGCGGAAAAGGGUGCAAUCACCACAACCCCCUGUGUAUCAUGUUUAUUAAGUACCCUGUUGGUAUCCUCUUUUGCGAAUCCCGGCGAGGAUGUGGGGUCAAUGUCCGCAACUGUGUUUAGAACUGCUCUCGGCAGCUGUUUUGGGAGAUC